Molecule: messenger RNA, 1376 nt
Organism: Cuscuta epithymum
Lineage: Eukaryota; Viridiplantae; Streptophyta; Magnoliopsida; Solanales; Convolvulaceae
Source: the annotation of a GenBank genome assembly
UAUAUAUGCUACCGAGCUCCUCUUUUCAACUCCCCACUCCGACUUUUCCGCUCCACUAAUAUGGGAAGGCUUUUGUUUCUUACACUCAUCAGCCUCCUCGCCGUCGCUUUGGCGGCGGACAUGUUAAUAACACACGAAGCCGAGCAUCCUACGAAAGGGCCAAGCCGGACAGAAGUCGAAGUCAACGCUUUGUUUGAGUCUUGGUUGGUCAAAUACAAAAAGUCGUACAACGGCCUUAGGGGAGAGAGGGAGAAGAGGUUCGAGAUCUUUAAGGAUAACCUUAAAUACAUCGACGAGCAGAAUAGCCUGAGUGAUCGGCCCUAUAAACUCGGGCUGAACCAAUUCGCCGAUCUUACCAAUGAGGAGUACCGGUCAACCUACCUCGGCGCCAAGCCGGGAGCUCGCCGGCAAAUCGUUAAGAAGAAAAUAAAUCAGUAUUCUCAUAAGCUCGGCGCCAGCUUGCCGCAGUCUGUUGACUGGCGACAAAAUGGCGCCGUUACUGAAGUCAAAGAUCAAGGAAGCUGUGGGGUCUGCUGGGCUUUCUCAGCCAUUGCUGCAGUGGAAGGAAUAAACCAGAUCACAACUGGGAAGUUGAUCUCACUAUCCGAACAGGAGCUCUUAGAUUGCGAUAAUCCAGACAACCAAGGGUGCGAUGGUGGUUUCAAGGAAAAUGCCUACAAUUUCAUUAUUAAGAACGGUGGCAUUGAAACAGAGGCUGAUUAUCCCUACACUGGUCAUCAAGGAAGAUGUAAUCAAGCAACGAAAAAAGGGAAGGUGGUUACUAUUGAUGGGUAUGACUAUGUUCCGGCUAAAAAUGAGAAGGCACUACAGGAGGCAGUGGCCGCCCAGCCAGUUAGUAUUUCCAUAGAUGCUACCGGGCGGGACAUCCAACACUAUGAAUCGGGUAUAUUCACUGGAUCAUGUGGAGUAGAUCUUGAACAUGCUAUGACAGUAGUUGGAUACGGUCAAGAACAUGGAAUCGACUACUGGAUAGUAAAGAACUCGUGGGGCACACACUGGGGAGAAAAGGGAUACAUGAGAAUGCAACGGAAUAUUAAGGACCCUAACGGUUUGUGUGGUAUUGCGAUCGACCCUUCCUACCCAAUAAAGAAUGGCACAAAUCAGGAAAGCCUGGUCCAACUCCUCCAUCCCCCAUUGCAACGUUUAACACAUGUGAUGAAUGUGAUGAGUUCCCAUCUCAAAUGAAGUGAUUAGAUCUCAGUCCAUUUUAUUAUAUUUACAAUGAAAAUUACGUGACAAUAAAAAUAAUAGUGAUGUAACUUAACUCACUGCUCUAGUUUUAUAGUUUGAAACUUUAAAUGCAUAAUUCAGGGAAGAUCUUAAUUACUCAAUAUUUUCUCAAAUCUCUUAACGAU